Molecule: messenger RNA, 2113 nt
Organism: Alosa sapidissima (American shad)
Lineage: Eukaryota; Metazoa; Chordata; Actinopteri; Clupeiformes; Clupeidae
Product: noelin-2-like
Exons: 7
Coding region: 641-2113 (490 amino acids)
Biological process (GO): signal transduction
Source: RefSeq, a predicted model, not a curated record
AGAGAGUGAGCGAAAAAGAGGAGAAGAAGAAGAAGGAGGAGGAGGAGGAGGAAAAAGGGAGAGGAGGGGAAUUUCUGACGGUGGUGUCCCUCCGCUGAUACUCUCUCGCUCGCUGCUGCUGCCUCUGCAGCUGCUGUUUAUAACACGAAGCGAAGCAGAGAUGCCAGACAGCCCGGCAGGCAGGCAUCCUGAAAAGCCCAGUGCUCCGAGGAGGACGACGACUCGCUAGGUCUUGGACAUCGCUCGGCUUCGAGUCUCUCUCUUUCUUUCUUUUUAUUAAUUCACAGAGGGAAAGUUUCACAAGUCUGGUUCUUAGGACACGUAGAGCAGAUGGGAAACUGAACGGGUGCUUCAACUUCAGGGUUUCUAAGAAUAAGGAGAAGGAAAUGGAAUGCGGUCCUGAUUUAGUUUAGGAAAUGGUGAGGAGCGAAGAGACAAGCUAACUAUUUUUAGGAUUUUUGUGAGCACAUAUUUCCAUCUGGGACAUUUUUUUUUUCUUUCUGUGUGGAAGGCACUACAGGGACAUUUGGUUUGGAGUUUCGAGGACUCCUUUCUCUUCGUCUAUAUUUUUUGGAGUCGAGGGGGUGGGGGUGGUCAUUUUUUUGUGCGGAUGCUGGUAAUGACGGUGUUGUGAGGGAAGAUGAGUGUUCCCAUGCUGAAGAUCGGCGCGGUGCUGAGCACCAUGGCUAUGGUCACCAACUGGAUGUCCCAGACUUUGCCUUCUCUCGUCGGCCUCAACGAGACCGUCGCACACAGUGGCACCUCCGAGAGAAUUAUCAGCGCUCUGUACCCAGGCCCCGAUGAGGGCUGGCAGGUGUACACGUCGACGGCGGACGCGGAGGGCAAGUGCGUGUGCACCGUGGUGGCUCCCGCCCAGGCGCCCUGCAGCCGGGACCCCCGCAACCGCCAGCUCCGGCACCUCACUGAGAGGGUCCAGAACGUGACCCAGUCCAUGGAGCUGCUGGACCUGCGUACGUCCCGUGACCUGCAGUACGUGCGGGACUCGGAACCCCUCCUGAGGGGGCUGGAGGGGCGCGUCCGCUCCGCACAGAGCAACCCUCGCAGCCUCAGCCCCAAGGGCUUCCAGGAGCUGAAGCGGAGCGUGUCUCAGCUGCUCCCCCUGCUGCCCGUGCUGCAGCAGUACCGUGCGGACGCGGGGCUCCUGCUGGGGCUGAAGGAGGAGGUGCGCAACCUGAGCGUCGCGCUGGCCGCCGUGCAGGAGGAGCUUGGUGCCUAUGACUACGAGGAGCUGCAGCACCGCGUCAUCAGCCUGCAGACGCGCCUGCAGUCCUGCAUGAACAAGCUGGGCUGUGGUCGGCUGACGGGCAUCAGUAACCCCAUGACGAUGCGGGCGUCUGGCUCCCGUUUCGGCUCUUGGAUGAUGGACGCCAUUAUCCCCAGCUCUGACAACCGCGUCUGGUCAAUGGAUGGCUACUUCAAAGGCAGACGGGUUCUUGAGUACCGAACCAUGGGCGACUUCGUCAAGGGACAGAACUUUGUGGUGCACGUGCUGCCGUAUCCCUGGGCAGGGACGGGCCACGUGGUGUACAACGGCUCCCUCUACUACAACAAGCACCAGAGUAACGUGGUGGUGCAGUACCACCUCCGCCAGCGCCGCGUGCUCCUGCAGCGCAGCCUCGCCGAGGCCGGCUACAACAACACCUUCCCCUACUCCUGGGGCGGCUGGUCCGACAUCGACCUCAUGGCCGACGAGACCGGCCUGUGGGCAGCCCAUUCCAGCCUGUCGCGCGGCGGCAGCCUCACCCUGAGCCGCCUGGACCCGGGGACGCUGGAGGUUCUGCGCUCCUGGGACACGGGCUUCCCGAAGCGGAGCGCCGGAGAGGCGUUCCUGAUCUGCGGCACGCUCUACGUGACCAACUCGCACCUGGCCGGCGCCAAGGUGCACUUCGCCUACCACACGUCCACGGGGAGCUACGAGUACGCCGACGUGGCGUUCCACAACCAGUACGCGCACCUGAGCAUGCUGGACUACAACCCGCGCGAGCGAGCGCUCUACGCAUGGAACAACGGCCACCAGGUGCUCUACAACGUCACGCUCUUCCACGUGGUGCACGGCGGAGGAGGCGGGGGAGGGGGGCCCGGGGAGGCGUAG